Messenger RNA from Vigna umbellata (rice bean), 3182 nucleotides. It is a transcript of the gene PAA1, whose product is annotated as P-type ATP-ase 1. Gene Ontology annotation, cellular component: membrane. Gene Ontology annotation, molecular function: ATP hydrolysis activity; P-type divalent copper transporter activity; ATP binding. Gene Ontology annotation, biological process: monoatomic cation transport; copper ion homeostasis. The record is from RefSeq and is a predicted model, not a curated record. Lineage: Eukaryota; Viridiplantae; Streptophyta; Magnoliopsida; Fabales; Fabaceae.
UUAACAUUCCGAAAACCAGUGAAGUCAAGACCAACCAUAGGGUGGACGUCUGUACUAUAAGAACUCAACUACAACGCUUGACGACUCUUCUCUUCCCUUUUUUUCUACCCAAUCCGAUGGAUUCUGCGUUCUCUGUUACCACGACGGCGCACAUGGCGAUUGUCAGAGCGCUCCACCGUCAUUUUGCCGGCGCUCCUCAACGCGCCUUCGUCCGGCGCAACCUCAGAUGCCUCAUUGCUUCCUACAACAACCGCUGCCGCAUUCCAUGUUCUUUUACUUCCGCGCCGUCGCCGUCCUCGCUCCGCUGCUUCGGCGGAUUGCUCCCGCGAAUGCCGUGCCGACUCCGCUGCAUUUCGAGCUCCGCCGCUUCCUGUGCUUCUUCCACCGGCGAUGGAAAUGGAGGCGGUGGAAUCGGUGACAGCGGCGGUUCUGGCGGCUCUGGCGGUUCUAGCGGUGAGUCUGGUGAUGCUAAUCUCCAAUUGGUUGGUGACGCGUCACAGGAGCUUUCGGCACUUUCGCCUGACGUUAUCAUUCUCGAUGUUUCAGGAAUGGUGUGCGGGGGAUGUGCAGCGACUGUGAAAAGGAUACUGGAAAAUCGACCACAGGUAUCAUCAGCUAGUGUAAAUUUAACAACAGAGACAGCAAUCGUUUGGCCUAUAUCUGAAGCAAAGAAUGCACCAAAUUGGCAAAAGCAAUUAGGGGAGGCACUUGCAGAGCAUUUAACCAGCUGUGGUUACAAUUCUAGCCUCCGAGAUUCUACAAGAGACAAUUUCCUCCAAAUUUUUGAAAGGAAGAUGGAGGAAAGACAUAGACAAUUAAGAGAAAGUGGUCGUGAGCUAGCUGUUUCUUGGGCUCUAUGUGCUGUCUGUCUUGUUGGCCAUUUCUCUCAUUUCUUUGCAGCAAAGGCACCGUGGAUCCAUGUCUUUCAUUCCAUUGGGUUUCAUCUAUCAUUAUCUUUAUUUACAUUGCUUGGUCCUGGCCGCCAGCUUAUCCUUGAUGGUUUAAAAAGCCUUCUUAAAACAACACCAAACAUGAACACCUUAGUUGGUCUUGGGGCUUUGUCUUCAUUUACUGUCAGCUCAUUUGCUGCCUUAGUUCCAAAAUUGGGAUGGAAGGCUUUCUUUGAGGAGCCAAUUAUGCUAAUUGCAUUUGUGUUGCUAGGAAGGAAUCUCGAACAGAGAGCUAAAAUUAAAGCAACCAGUGAUAUGGCAGGACUUCUUAGUUUGUUGCCACCAAAAGCUCGCCUUCUAGUUAACAAUGAGGAAACAGAGGCUGGCUCAGUUGUUGAAGUUCCUUCUGAAAGUCUUUCUAUUGGAGACCAAAUUAUUGUGCUGCCUGGAGACCGUAUUCCAGCUGAUGGAGUUGUGAGAGCUGGUAGAAGCACUGUAGAUGAAUCAAGUUUCACUGGUGAACCACUGCCUGUAACAAAAGUGCCUGGGAGUGAGGUAGCAGCUGGUAGUAUAAAUCUUAACGGAACUCUUACAAUGGAAGUGCAACGACCAGGUGGCGAAACUUCUAUGGCAGACAUUGUUCGUCUGGUUGAAGAGGCACAAAGUAGGGAAGCUCCUGUACAACGGUUGGCUGACAAGGUGGCUGGACAUUUCACUUAUGGAGUGAUGGCAGCCUCUGCUGCUACUUUCACAUUCUGGAGUCUGUAUGGGGCACACAUUUUGCCUUCUGCUUUAUAUCAAGGAAGUUCAGUUUCACUGGCUUUGCAGCUUGCUUGCAGCGUUCUGGUUGUUGCUUGUCCAUGUGCACUUGGGUUAGCCACACCUACUGCAGUGCUGGUUGGAACAUCUCUGGGGGCUAAAAGAGGUUUACUUUUACGUGGUGGAAACAUUCUAGAGAAGUUUGCAAUGGUAAACACUGUUGUGUUUGACAAAACAGGGACCCUCACAGUUGGUAGACCUGUUGUGACAAACAUUAUCACUGCCCCAUGCAUGAAAAGUGCUAUUUCAAGCCAAACUGAAGAAAAUGCUUUGUCUGAUAUUGAAGUUCUAAGGCUAGCAGCUGCAGUAGAAUCGAAUUCCAUACAUCCAGUUGGGAAAGCGAUUGUGGAUGCUGCUGUGGCUGUUAAUUGUCAUAAUGCUAAGGUAAUAGAUGGAACAUUCCUGGAAGAACCUGGGUCUGGUGCAGUGGCAACAAUUGAUAACAAAAAGGUUUCUGUUGGUACAUUGGAAUGGAUCACCAGGCAUGGAGUUAUUGACAGUUUAGAUCAAGAAGUGGAGAAAUGUAAUAAUCAAUCCUUUGUCUAUGUUGGAAUUGACGAUACUUUAGCUGGCCUAAUUUAUUUUCAAGAUGAGAUAAGGGAAGAUGCAAGAGACGUUGUUGACAGAUUGUCAAAGCAAAAUCUUGAUAUAUACAUGCUAUCAGGAGACAAGAGGAAUGCUGCCGAGCAUGUUGCUUCUCUUGUUGGAAUUCCCAAAGAUAAGGUGCUAUCUGAAGUGAAACCAGAUGAGAAAAAGAAGUUCAUAAAUGAACUACAGAAAGAUAAGAACAUUGUUGCUAUGGUUGGUGAUGGAAUUAACGAUGCAGCUGCCCUGGCUUCUUCACAUGUUGGUAUUGCAUUAGGUGGAGGUGUCGGGGCUGCUAGUGAGGUGUCUUCUAUUGUAUUAAUGCGCAACCAGCUGUCACAGGUACUUGAUGCCUUGGAGCUUAGUAGGUUGACCAUGAAUACUGUAAAGCAGAAUCUUUGGUGGGCUUUCGUCUACAACAUUGUAGGAAUUCCAAUUGCAGCUGGAGUGUUAUUUCCCAUAAAUGGAACUAUUCUGACUCCAUCAAUUGCAGGGGCUCUCAUGGGGCUGAGUUCCAUUGGUGUAAUGACCAACUCGAUACUUUUGAGAUUCAAAUUUUCCUCAAAGCAGAAACAAAUAUAUAGUACAUCGCCAAAUACCAAAAUCCAUGUAGAUGCUGAUCUGGCACAACAAAACCGGAAAACAAGCCGACCAUACUAGAUGUUGGAUACACGCAGGCACAAAGCAGAACAGCGGACUCUCCUGACGUCAGCUCGGUGUGUAUACUGCUAACCUUUGAUUUAUGGGUGCGAUCGUCCUCGGAUGAAAGGAAAUCGGUUUACAGGAAAAUUCGGAUGCAUAGAAUUGAAAGAUUCACACCUUCAGGAAACGGCGAAAACUAAUAAAGCAAUUUAUGUAAUAUGAAAAAGAAUAAAUUGCACCAAUCAU